Messenger RNA from Rhagoletis pomonella (apple maggot), 440 nucleotides. Its product is annotated as band 7 protein CG42540-like. Gene Ontology annotation, cellular component: plasma membrane. The record is from RefSeq and is a predicted model, not a curated record. Bases 67 to 435 code for a protein of 122 amino acids. The transcript has 2 exons. Lineage: Eukaryota; Metazoa; Arthropoda; Insecta; Diptera; Tephritidae.
CCAUAUUUUCCUCCCUCUCCCUAUUACAGUAAGGAUGUACGCCUACCAGUACAACUGCAACGCGCUAUGGCAGCCGAAGCUGAAGCAGCUCGUGAAGCACGCGCCAAAGUUAUUGCCGCUGAAGGAGAGCAAAAAGCAUCAAAGGCACUACGCGAAGCCUCUGAAGUCAUUGGAGGUUCACCAGCAGCGCUACAAUUGCGUUACUUACAGACUCUCAAUACAAUAUCGGCGGAAAAGAACUCAACAAUAGUUUUCCCAUUGCCCAUCGAUUUGAUAACUUAUUUCCUGAAGACAACCGAGGCAACGGCGCAACAAAACGCCGCGCAACAAAACACCGUCGUAGCCAUACCACCAGCGGUGGCAGGAGUGAGCAGCCAAAAUUCACCACAGCAAUCGACAUCACCGCAAGCGGGCAUUCAAACGGCAUCUAUGUAAAAAAC